GAAAGCGACACAUUCUGAGGCUGCACACCGGGGGUUAGUUCAGCCAAAGCCUACUAUCGAGUUGUCACACCAAGAAGACUUUCGAUGUUAUUUUUGGUCCUAGUCCUGGAGAGGAGGGCGUAGGCCCCUAACGUCAUUACUGGAGAGUUGCAGAGUUGAGUCUGAGUCAAGACUUGGUAGAAGUUGAGAUUUCUUGGUCUAGGGCGCACUGACUUCCCCCCUCUAGCCUACUUCGUCGUAAACGAUGUCGACAUAGCUUUAUUUGUGUGAUUUAUUUAUUUGUAGGCUAUUUAAGGAAUUACCCAACAGAAGAUAUGGACUGGAAAUGGACCAUUGUGACUUUUUUUCUCAAGUUUUAUUUGACAUCUGGGACUCCGUAUGACUUGUUUCAGGGGUCAGCCUACACUGGAGUGGAAGACAGGCACAGAAAUAGGAAUUGGUGCGCGUACGUCGUGCACAAGAACGUGAGUUGCGCCGUCCGGGGGGGAGUGGAGAGCUUCGAGGAGCCCGUGGCUGCGCCCUGUCCCCCCUAUCAGCAGAACUGCGAUCAACAAGUGACGUACAGAACUCAAUUUCGGCCAAUGUACAAGAUCGCCUUCAAGAUAGUCACACGGUUGGAGUGGAAAUGCUGUCCUGGAUAUCAGGGUCAGGACUGCAAAGAUGUGAAACCAACUCUCAACCAUCAAACAGUACCACGAGGAUCCCAGCCCUUCUACUCUCCAAAUCCUGGACAUACCACCAGACAUGCACAAAGGCCAGAGCGGAGGGAGACGGGCCACCACGAGGCCAGGCACGGCCCAGGCCCCGACAAGGUGCGCCACCUGGAGGGGGAGGUGAAGCGCCUCUCGCAGGUGGUGGUCGACCUCCAGACGGCGCUGAGCGGCUUGACGGACAACCUGCGCACGGACAUCCAGGAGGACACCAACAAGAUGCUGGUGACCCUGCUCAACAACCUGCGGCCGCCGGGCAGCGUGGCGCCGGGGGCCGGCCGCGAGGAUGAGAACCCGGUGGGGCUGGACGGUCACCAGGCCACCAGGGGAGAGGGCGCCAUCGGAGACAGAGGCAUCGAGAACAUCAUCGCCCGGCUGGACGACAUGACCCACACCAUGCAGAGCAAAGACGACGCCUUGGAGGAGCUCCGUGGGCUGGUGACGAGCCAGGAGAGCCAGAUCCAGCUGCUCAUGGACGCCGCGCAGUCUCAGGCGCCACCGCCCGGCGUGCUGGAGGGCGGCGGCGGCGGCGACGUGUCGGUGCCCGAUCUGGCGAUCCUCCAGACCUACGUCGAAGGCAAGAUGGGGCAGAUGAGGAAGGAGGUGGAUCUGAACCUGGAGGAGCAGCUGGGAAGGCAGCAGAGCUCCUGCAACGACAAGAUCCAGAGCCUGCAGGCCAUCUGCGAGGAGGGCCAGGACCAGACUCUGAGCCGCCUCACCAGGCUGAUCGACUCAAAGGACGCCGAGCUGAGGAAGGAGAUCCACGCGCUGCGCUUCGACAUGGUGGCGGCGGACGGACCCGUGCGCCACCUGCGCCAGACCCUGCCCCCCAAACAGGAGCCGCACGGCACCGACCACAAAGAGCUGUGGAAGGAGAUCAGCCGUGUGGCCGAGGCCAACAUCAUCCUGAACGGGCGCAUGGACAACGAGCUGGCCUUCCUGUCCGAAUCGCGACCGGAGGAAGAGUACGGCCAAGUCAUCGAGGAGUUGGAGGCGCGCCUGAACAUAACGCAACGGAACGCAGAGACGCACUGCUUCUACAUCGAAGAGAAGCUGAGCCGUGCGAUGGAAGACCAAGCCAAUGAGCUCCGGCAGCUCCUGGACGAGCGUCUCAACACUAUGGAGGACCAGUUCACGGGCAUGUUGGUUGAGAUGAGCAACAGCUCCGGACUGUUUGGGGACGACGGCGUGGACGCUAACCGGGGGGAGACCAGCGGCAACAAGUCCCCCGCCAAAGGCCCGGUUGUGGCCUUCGGACGCCGCGGCUCUGACGACGUGGUCGGUGCUGGACGGUCAUCUCCUGCAACGGCCAGUCUGGAUCCCAUUUUGAAAGACUUGGGUCGCUGUAAGAAAGAGUUGGAAAUUCUCCACACCGACGUCGGCACAAAUUCGGAACAACUCCGGAACCUGGAGGAGAUCGUGGAGAGGGUGUCAGCGGGUCACCUGAAGAGUGUCAACACGAUGGACGGCUUCCAGAAGGGGUUGGUCAACAUCCAGAACAACGUGAUCGCCCUGGCCAGCAGUGUCAAAGGCGUGGGCGACUCGAUGAGAAUACACAACCACGAGCUCCACAGAAUCAACUCGACGUGCUGCCACGCAGGGCAGAGCGGCCUGGGCACCCCUACAGGGUCAGGUCCCGGGGCAGAAAGAGCCCAUUAUCAGCAGAUGGAAGGGCUCCGGAACAGGCUUGAUACACUCAAUAACCGCAUGUCAUUGGAACUGGGUCGUUGCAAAGACAACACCCAAACCGUGGCGCACACCAUUUCGACCGUCGACGGUCGUUUGACCAGACUGGAAAAGGUGUGCGAAAGGCAGGCCGUGGCUUCCAGUAACCCCAUCCAAAUCAGGGAUGGCAUUGAGAGGAAGAUUGCCAGUCUCCAGGGCUCUGUCCAGAGGACCAAUGCCACGGUUGGGUCCCACACUGGGGACAUCCAUUCUCUGCGGAACACCCUGCAGAGUGUGCAGGUACAGCUCUCUGCAUUGGCCAAGCACGUGCUAAAGGACGUGAAUGAAAAACAGCCAGGUGAGUCACAUGCAUGCAGAUAUAUACCUUAUCAGUCUAAAACUCACAUCGAUAAUAUAUAUUGGUUUGUACUGGAUGAGCUGUAUGGUGUUGAUGUUGUGGGGAUGGGGACCGGGGAGGCCGGACCCCCGGGCUUCCCGCGCAGGAUGACCGUGAGGAGGGGUGUGGAGGACGAGGCCCCCGUGCCCUUGCAGGGCUUCGCCGGAGCUCCAGGCCAUCUUCCAGUGAUGCCUGUGUCGCUCAAGUCUCACCUCAGUCCAGUUCCUGUUGCAGCAGAGAUCCCCUGGAACAGAGCUCCGACAGUCCAGUCCGCAGUACUGGCAGACCCCAGCUCUACGGUGGAGGCAGUCUCCUUCUCCGUGGGCCUCACUCAGCAGUACUCCCUCUAUGGAAGCACUGGCCCCAUCCGCUUCAACAAAGUGCUGGUCAAUGACGGUGGACACUACAGCACCAGCACAGGAAUGUUCACCGCACCGAUGGACGGGCGCUAUCUGGUGUCGGGCGUGCUGACGGCCGGGGCAGGGGAACCCCUGGUGGCGACGCUGUCCGUUAACAACCGCAGCGUCCAGAAGCUGCAGAGUGCUGUUCCCCCGCUACUGGGGACGAGGGAGGUUAGCGGUUGCGGCAGCUGCGGAGGCCCCGUGUCGUUCAGCCUCGUCCUGUCUCUGAAGAAGGGCCACCGUGUGGGCUUGAUGCAGACCGCCGGCAAGCUGGCCUCGUCCGACGACCUGGUGGCACGCUCCACGUAUAGCGGCGUCUUCCUCUACACGCCGCAGAGCAGGAGCUAACAGGGCGGCGUGGGGGAGGUAAAGACGACGGUGCCAUAAAACACAAAGGGACUGUUUUUUGUUUUGUUUUCCAGCCCAGGCAGACUGUGGGAUGAAGAGACGUAUUGAAUGCUUUAUCGACUGGUUUGCUGUCGGCCUACCAACUCUGAGCGAAGCCAAGUAGCCUACCUGACAUGGAAGUUCACAUUAGCCGCGUUUACAUGGACACAUCUGUUCCGCAUAGAUUUCUAUGCGGAACAGAAAAUGAUCAUGUAUACGCCUCAUUCGGAAUACAAUUAUCUGUUCGGCAUAGAUUCUAUGCCGAAUAGAAGAGGUGGUGUAGUCCGUUUUAAUCGCCAUGUAUACACUUAUUCCGAAUAGAUUGGGGUUUAAUUUAGAGCAGCUGCAGUAGUUCGCAAUUGGACCUUCGAGGAUUCCUUGUCACUAAAUUCCCGUAAAACCACUCUCUCCCACCAGUCUUGGCUGCGGACUCGCAUCCAAAUUCCUCUUGUUUGCGGCGGAGUUUAGGGUAAAUAUAAAGAUCUGACGAGAAAUUGACGUUGCUGCGCUGUCGUCCUCCUUAAUUGAAGGAGCAGGCAGAGAAAAGCUCUCUCCUGCUGUGCCUUCAUUAAAAUCAAAUUUAAAGGCACCCAGUGCAACUUUCGAGGCUUAAAAAUAAACAUUCAAUUUCUAGUCUUUUUUACACGUAGUAAGUUUCAAUAACUCCAUACCAUUACAUACCGACAUUUAAGCAGCAAAGAUGAGACGUCGUUGUGUGGUGAGAACUGAUACAAAAUCGAUAACAACAAUGCCGCCAUUUUCUUUAUCUUUUGUAACCUACAAUAAAUAAAGCAGGCUUCCAGUCAAUGGAAAAAUGGCUUCUCCCCACCGGCGAUUGUUGUUGUUUACGAUUUUCUAUCAGUUCUCACCACACAACGACGUCUCAUCUUUGCUCCUUGAAUGUCGAUAUGUAAUGGUAUGGAGUUAUUGAAACUUACUACGUGUAAAAAAGACUAGAAAUUGAAUGUUUAUUUUUCAUUGAAUGUUUACAUAAAGUUGCACUGGGUGCCUUUAAAAUCCCCGAUAGUGAUAAGACAUCCAUUAUGUCGCCGCCGGUCCAGAGAUGUGUCAGGUGUGCGCGAGAGACAUAACGGACACUUUUGUUACUGCCAUGUAUACAGUACAUUCGGAACACAUUUUAGGAACAGAUCUAUGCCGCAUAGAAAUCUAUGCGGAUCAGAUGUGCCAUGUAAACGCGGCUAUGGUUCUAGGUUGGGAUAAGGGUGCACACAUAUGUUUUCAAGUUGUUUUUCCCAAAGAAUCUUUUAUGAUAUCAAAAACGAGAAGCUUUUUUGUAGCUAAUAUAUUUCUGUAUUAUUCAAAAAUGUUGUACCUACUUUGUAACUUCAAAAUGAAUUAUGUAUAAACGUUUGUAAAUGAAAGCUGAUUAUGUUUUAUACAAAUGCACCAAGUCACUUAUUCAGCCAGUUAAUACUUUAAUCUAAAACAAGGCGAUAUAACAUCAUAUCACCCUUAUCAACUUAUCCUCCUUUUGUAAUCUUUUCUCAAACAUGAUUAAUGAUCAAUAAAAGUUACGUCGCACUGAAUGAAUUAAACAACCGAGCAGUCAAACUGGUCCAUAUUUAGAGAACACUAUCAGGGGCUGUAUUGAAGGUGGAAAAUCUUCAAUACGGUCACCCAUUUCUUGCCCUGAAAAGGCAGAAGCCGUUUAAGGUGACAUAAAAACUACUGUGAGUGUGAUCAGCCAUUACAAACCGUUUUGAAAAUCUGCCUCUUCUGACAUCAAACUGGGCGUGUCCACCUAGAUAUAUGAUGGAUAAAUGAGCAACGUUUGCUACAGUCCACUGGGUAGGCUGGUAGACUGAUCUAUCCAGCACACAUCUAGGUGGACACGACCACUUGUGAUGUCAGAAGACGCAGAUUUCAAAAUGGCAUGCAACGGCUAAUUGCAACUGGUGGUAUAUGUCACCUUUAAGUGAAUAUUGACCUUGAUGGCAGCCAUUUAACCUUUUCCAUCUUUGCCCGAGCCCGGAGGGAAAGAACUAUAAAAUAACAUGCCCGCACACUAAUUUGGUUAGAAACUUUAUUUUAACACAAACAUGACCACAAGCAAAUCUUAGUUAGCUUCAAGAGGGCCGAUAUUUAUAUCUUUUCACUCACAACUUUGCUCUGUAAACAUUUUUUUCAACACUUAUUUUAUUACAAAUCAAUACAGAAUAUACACUUCAGGUAUUUACAUUUGCCGGACGUAAUCAAAUAGCAGGAUCUACCUCCAAACAGAAAGAAGCAAUAAACUGUCUAAUCGAUUCCCACAAAAAGAUGACAUAUCAGAAAAGAAAUGCGAGAUAAAAAAACAAAAGGCAUCAAAGACAAGAGGCAAAUAUAGAUUUCAGCAUAUGGCAUUUUCCACAGCAGUUGUAAGAUCAAACAAUAUAUCAUACCAGGAGGAGACACGAUGCAUUGUGAACGUUCCACCCAAGAUGUAUCCCUUUCAUAGAAAGAAUGGAAUUGUUUUUUUCUCUAUUUUUAUCAGAUCAAUUUGACUUCACCAUACAUCAAAAACAAACGCACAAACAAAAAGAAUACCACUGUGACAAACAUGCAUCUGACGCUCCACAAACCAAAACCAUCCUG
Messenger RNA from Gadus macrocephalus (Pacific cod), 6155 nucleotides. RefSeq names its product elastin microfibril interfacer 2a (gene emilin2a). Gene Ontology annotation, molecular function: protein binding. NCBI's taxonomy places the organism in Eukaryota, Metazoa, Chordata, Actinopteri, Gadiformes, Gadidae. Bases 315 to 3521 code for a protein of 1068 amino acids. The transcript is spliced from 10 exons. The record is from RefSeq and is a predicted model, not a curated record.